Molecule: messenger RNA, 3169 nt
Organism: Manihot esculenta (cassava)
Lineage: Eukaryota; Viridiplantae; Streptophyta; Magnoliopsida; Malpighiales; Euphorbiaceae
Product: AP2-like ethylene-responsive transcription factor CRL5
Exons: 9
Coding region: 788-2839 (683 amino acids)
Biological process (GO): regulation of DNA-templated transcription
Molecular function (GO): DNA-binding transcription factor activity; DNA binding
Source: RefSeq, a predicted model, not a curated record
AGAUUUAAAUUGGAUUGCAGAGUGGCACAGAGGCAGCGUACUGUAUGAAGUGACUGGAGGGGCAGAUUUCCUGCCCGUCAAAUCUAUCUAAGGCUCUGUGGACUGUAAAAAUAAAGCUAACCAGUUUUGGAUACUGACCAGCCCCUCUCCCUAUUGGCUAACGCAUACCCACUAGAUCAACUGGCUAUAGUGUGUCACUGAGGAGAGAGACAGAGAGAAAAGUAGGUGGUAUUUUUCUGGGUAAUGGGGAAGAGGAUAUACUUAAGGAUGGUUUUAGUUUCGGGGGUAAUAGAAAGAGUCUUGGGGUUAUAUUGGAUCUGGGUUUUUUGUAGGGUUUAAGGGAUCGGGCUUAGAUUUUAAAGAAAAAGGCAAGGCAAGACAAGGGGAGAGAGAGAGAGAGAAAAGUAAAAGAUGUGGUCUUUCUCAUAUACACAGAUCCCUAUGGAAUGCAGGGGUGCUCCCCAGCAUUGCUUGCUCGAAUUCAUUCCUUUUGUUUAGUUUAAAGAGACCAGUUUUGUUCUCUUCAGAGAGGGAAUUUUUAUGGGUGAUUGCAUGGAGUGAAGGGUUUUUGGGUCAGAGGGAAAUUUUCUUGCGAUGAAUUCGUGCUGCUAGACAACAAAAAUAUAAAAACCAAGCUUUCAUAUUGAUGGAGGGAAAAGAUUUCGGGUAUGAUUUGUUUAUUUCCUUCCCAAUGAUUGAGUUGCCUUGCAGCAAGUGAGAGAUACUUCUAAGGGGUUUUAAGAAAAGGAGAGAGAGAGAGAAAAAGAGACUGAGAGAGAGCAAGAAGAUGAAAUCGAUGAAUGAUAAUAACAAUGGCAGCAAUAAUAACUGGCUGGGAUUCUCCCUCUCACCCCACAUGAAAAUGGAGGUUGCUUCUGACCCCCAACAUCAUCAUCACCACCAGUACCAUCAUGAAAGCCCGGCUCCUUCAGUUGCUUCCGUCGCUGUUUCUAGUGCUGUUCCAACAAGCUUCUAUCUGUCCUCAUCUCAGUUCGACAGCCCUGGAAUCUGUUAUGGGGUUGGAGAAAAUGUUGGCUUUCAGUCAUCCUUGUCUGUUAUGCCACUUAAGUCUGAUGGGUCGCUUUGCAUUAUGGAAGCUCUAACUAGAUCACAACCCGAAGGGAUAGUGCCAAGUUCAUCACCAAAACUAGAGGACUUUCUGGGUGGUGCAACUAUGGAAACUCAGCAGUACGGCAGCCACGAAAGGGAAACAAUGGCCUUAAGCCUAGACAGCAUGUAUUAUCAUCAAAACACAGAGCCAGAAAACAAUAGGCAAAAUGCUGUUGACCUUCACGAAACUUACAGGCAACAAGACCAAGAGUUCUCUGUUCAAACUCAUCCAUAUUACAGUGGAAUAGCAUGCCAUGGGAUGUACCAGGCCUCACUGGAGGAAGCAACCAAGGAUAGCCAACUUUCCGAUUGUGAAUCCCAGAUGCCUCAAAUAGGAGAUGAUGGGAUGCCUUGUUUGAAGAACUGGGUUGCUAGGCAAUAUUCCACCCAUAAUGCACUGGAGCAGCAACUCACUAGCAGCAUGGUUGAUGACGGAGGAGCUUCCGGGUCUGUUAGUUCUAUGGGUUGUGGGGAUAUACAAUCUCUCAGCUUAUCCAUGAUCCCUGGUUCUCAGUCCAGUUGUGUUACAGCGCCGAGACAGAUCUCACCUACUGCCACUGAAUGUAUGACUAUGGAAACAAAGAAGAGAGGGCCUGCAAAAGUGGGUCAAAAGCAGCCUGUUCAUAGGAAGUCCAUAGACACGUUUGGGCAAAGAACAUCACAGUAUAGAGGUGUUACCAGACAUAGAUGGACGGGUAGAUAUGAAGCCCAUCUCUGGGAUAAUAGUUGCAAGAAGGAGGGCCAGACCAGGAAAGGAAGGCAAGUUUAUCUAGGGGGAUAUGAUAUGGAGGAGAAAGCUGCAAGGGCUUAUGAUCUUGCUGCCCUCAAGUACUGGGGUCCUUCUACACAUAUCAAUUUUCCGUUGGAAAAUUACCAGGAAGAGCUUGAAGAGAUGAAGAACAUGAGCCGACAAGAAUACGUUGCGCAUUUACGAAGGAAAAGUAGUGGGUUCUCCAGGGGGGCCUCAAUGUACAGAGGAGUAACAAGACAUCACCAGCAUGGAAGAUGGCAAGCGAGGAUAGGAAGGGUUGCAGGAAACAAGGACCUUUAUCUUGGGACGUUCAGCACCCAAGAGGAAGCGGCUGAAGCUUAUGAUAUCGCAGCGAUCAAGUUUCGCGGGGUUAAUGCUGUGACUAAUUUUGACAUAACAAGAUAUGAUGUUGGGAGGAUCAUGGCAAGUAACACUCUGCUCGCCGGAGAGUUAGCCAGGCGAAACAAGGAGACUGAAACGAGUAAUGGGGCAAUUGACUAUAACCCACCAGCACAGAACAGUGGUGAAACUAUACAGAUUCCUAAUAGCAGUAGCUCGGAUUGGAAAGUGGUUAUGUACGAGUCACCGCAGCAGCCACAGCCCAGUGCAUGCGUUGAUUCGCAUGAUCACAAGUUGGGGAAUUAUCGAAGUUCCCCGUAUUCAAUGGCGAUGCAAGAUCUUAUCGGUGUUGAUUCAGUGAACUGUAGCCAGCCUGCAGUGGUGAGUGAAUCAGCCACAAAACUAGGGACCCAUUCCUCGAAUACGUCAUCGUUGGUGACCAGUUUGAGCAGCUCGAGAGAAGCUAGCCCAGAUAAAACUGGCAACCCAAUGCUGUUUGCUAGGCCUCCACUGGCAUCAAAGUUCAUUACCUCAACAAAUGGAGCUAGUCCAUGGUUCCAAACAGCAGCAACCCAGCUGAGGCCAGCAGCAAUUUCCAUGUCUCACUUGCCAGUUUUUGCAGCUUGGAACGAUACCUAAAAAAUUAUGUGUUUUGCUAAAACAGAUGAAGUUCUUGCAUGGAGAAAAAGCAAGGAAGGUGGUGAAGUAGGAAUUUUUCCAUUAUGUUUUUAUCUUUUCUAGGUUGUUAGUGGAGGAAAUUGGAGAUUAAUGCAAAAACACAAUGGUGGGGGCCAAUUAUCUUGUCUGUGACCCAAGUGUAAGAAACUUUUAGCAAAUAUGGACCUUUUGGCUCAUAUUGGAAUGCAAGAUUUUGCAAAAUUGGGAGAAGGGAUUAAUGAUUAAAUAGAUGUUGGCCCCAUAUAUAAUAUAUAAAUCUAUGAAUGAAUCCUUUUUUUAAUGUGCUGCUAA